Molecule: messenger RNA, 2642 nt
Organism: Lutzomyia longipalpis
Lineage: Eukaryota; Metazoa; Arthropoda; Insecta; Diptera; Psychodidae
Product: solute carrier family 35 member C2
Exons: 2
Coding region: 264-1550 (428 amino acids)
Biological process (GO): UDP-glucose transmembrane transport
Cellular component (GO): endoplasmic reticulum-Golgi intermediate compartment; cis-Golgi network; Golgi apparatus
Molecular function (GO): antiporter activity
Source: RefSeq, a predicted model, not a curated record
AAUUUUGCUUCAAAUAAAGAAAAAAAUCCGUGAAAAAAAGUGUUGUGCUUUAGAUAAAAUUCCCCGUGGCAUGCAGAAAUCCCCGUGAGGCACUUCCGGAGCAAGUGAGAUAGAAAUCAUCGUGAAAAUUUGCGUGGAAAAGGUAAAAAGAUGCAUACCGUAUGUUGCUGAGGAGUUGAACCAUAUGUCCGGACUGCUGUGGCUCUCUGACGCGCGAUAGUGAGCAAUCCGUGGUACCUGUGACCAGAUGACGUAGGGCAGCAAUGCGGGAGACACGCUACGAGAGACUCCAGGCAGCUGACAGCAAUGACGCAGAGGCUGAUGCAGCCCCACAGAUUGUCCCUGAUGCGGGAUUGGAGACAAAAACCGUGUCCGGAUCGGAACUUCUGCCCACGGGGAAGAUGACACUGACGCAGACAGCUCUGUUGAGCCUCUGUCUCAUCCUCAUGUACUUUGCCCUAUCAAUCGGGUUGACCUUCUACCAGAGAUCUCUGCUGCAAUCCAUCAAAUUCCCCCUAAGUGUGGUGCUGUACCAUCUUCUUAUCAAGCUUUUCCUCUCCGGAGUCAUUCGGUGUGUGUACAAAGUCAUCACGGGGCGCUCGAGGGUGAUGCUCAACUGCCGGAGUCAUCUGAAGAUUAUGCCACCGGGAAUUGCCAGUGGGCUGGAUAUUGGCUUCUCCAAUUGGGGCCUGGAGCUCGUUAACAUCUCACUCUACACAAUGGCCAAAUCCACGACGAUUGUCUUCAUCUUGAUCUUUGGCAUCCUCCUGGGCCUGGAGAAGCGCAGCUGGUCCCUCGUGGCCAUUGUUGUGCUCAUCUCUGGGGGACUCUUCAUGUUCACGUACAAAUCCGUGGACUUUGAUGCUCUUGGCUUUAUUUUCCUGCUCUUUGCAUCCCUCUCAUCGGGCAUCCGGUGGUCCUUUGCGCAGCUCCUCAUGCAGAAAUCCAAACUUGGGCUGCACAAUCCCAUCGAUAUGAUCUACUACAUGCAACCCUGGAUGCUCCUGGCUGUCCUUCCGGUCACACUGGGCUUCGAGGGGAGGAAGAUCAUCGAGGAAUGGCCCACAGUGGCAGCUGCUACGACGGAUGAGGUCAUCGUGCUGUGGCUCAAGGUCACCGUGGGGGCUGUUGUGGCAUUCGCAAUGGAAUUCAGUGAAUUCCUCGUGCUCUCCUUCACUUCCAGCCUCACCCUGUCCGUGGCGGGAAUCUUCAAGGAGAUCUGCCAAAUUGUACUGGCCGUGGAGGCGAAUGGGGAUCAGCUGUCGCUCCACAACAUCCUGGGGCUUGUUCUGUGCCUCGCUGGCAUUUGCUGCCAUGUCGGUCACAAGUAUUGGCUCUUCUCCACGGGUGGUGUGUCCGGAAGUCCCACAGGCGAAGGGAAGGUGGCAUAUGAGGCUGAAACGGAGAUCGCCACGGCGUCCACGGGGGCCCUACAGCAGCCACUACUUGAUUCGGACACAUCCGAAGAUUCCGACGCCCCUGGGGCACGUGAACGACGCACAUCUGAAGUGAUCUUUGACGUCAUCAAGCGUCGAGAUCCCAGAAGAUAGAAGGAAAAUAAUGACGAAAAAAAUUCAAGGAAGGCUCCAGAAGGUUCUUAUUCUCAAUCUCCGGAAAUUUUUUUUUUAGCAUUUUACAUGCAUUUCUAGUCGCUUUAAAAAUAUUCUAAUUUUUCCUUGAAUGUAAAGGAAGUUAUUCUACUUACAAGACAUGAAAAAACCAGUAAAAAUAUUUUUAUUUUUGAACAUAUUUACAAAUGAUUUUUCAAUGAAAAAUUCCUGAAAAAAAGGAGAGAAAAUUAAUGAAAAAAUCAAAGGGAAUUUUUUGGAUGAAUUUUUGAUAGAAUUUUUGUACAUUCCGGAAUUUCCGGAACUUCCGGACAAUUUAAUAUUUAUGAAGAAAAUGAAAUAUUGAAUUAAAAAGUUUUAUGAAGAAUUUUUAUGCAUUUUUUUAACUCUGAAAUUUCCGGAACUUCCGGAAAUUUUUUAUUCGUGAAAACAAUGAAAUGUAUCAGUUUAAAAAAUUCAAAGAAGAACUUUUAUUAAUUUUUACACAUUCCGGAAUUUCCGGAAAAAUAGUAUUUAGAGUAAUUUCUACGUAUAUUCGUUCAUUUGAACAAAAUAUUGAUUUACGGAGAAUUUCUAUGCAGUUUUGAAUAUUCCGGAACUUCCGAAAUUCCGAAAAGUCUAAAAAGAUUUACAAAUUCCAAGGAGAUUGAGAAUCAAAUCUCAAAGUCUAUGAGUCACAUAAAAAUGGGAACUUUAUCACAUUCCGGGAGCAGAAAAAUAUAAAACGAUGCAGGAAAUAUUUUUCAAGGAUUUUGUGGUCUUUUUCACAUGCACUUGGUCAUUAUACUUCUCAAGUCUUUUUUUUUCUGGGGACUUGACCUUUUUAUAUGAAAUGAAAUCUUAGAUAGAAUUUUGUCUCUUUUUUCGUGAUAAAAUUGCGUGUUUGCAAGGAAAUAUUUUAAGAAAACAAAAACUAAUGUAUAAAUGUAAUCACAACGUGUUGUCAUGUAAGAACUUUAUUAUCAAAAUCAAUACUUAUUUUAAAGAAAAAGGUAAAAAAAAAACUUGUAAUUAUUGUUAAAAGAAAAUCUUAAUGUACAUGUGAAUGAAAAUUAAAGGAAAUUAUUCCUUAAA